This is a messenger RNA of Spirometra erinaceieuropaei, 684 nucleotides long. Lineage: Eukaryota; Metazoa; Platyhelminthes; Cestoda; Diphyllobothriidea; Diphyllobothriidae. The record is from the annotation of a GenBank genome assembly.
AUGAUCAUCGCCGACCCUCAACUUCAGGAGAAGUGCCAGGAGGUGCGGACCCACCUAUACUCUACCUUCGUGGAUCUGACGAAAGCCCUCGACACGGUGAAUCGUGGCGGAUUGUGGAAGAUCAUGCAGAAAUUCGGCUGCCCAGAGCGACUCACUCAGAUGGUUUGCCAGCUCCACGAUGGUAUGAUGGCGCGCGUCACGGACGACGAAGUUGUCUCUGACGCAUUAGCAGUGUCCAGCGGAAUGAACCAGGGAUGCGUCCUGUCACCCACCCUCUUCAGUCUUAUGUUCUCUGCCAUGCUGGACGCUUACCGUGACGAACGCCCUGGGAUUCGCAUCGCCUACAGGACAAAUGGCCACCUCCUCAACCACAAGCCGAUGCACUUCCAGUCGCGUGUAUCCACAACCACCGUCCACGAACUCCUCUUUGUCGACGAUUACGUCUCCAAAACCACCUCGGAAAUGGACAUGCAAAGGAGCAUGGAUCUCUUUGCUGUGGCCUGCGAGAACUUCGGCCUGGUAAUUAAUACGGAGAAGACGGUGGUCAUGCACCAACCGCCAUCCAACACAGCCCACAAAGUGCCGCAAUUCAGCGUGAACGAAACCCAAAUGCAAGUGGUGGACAAAUUCCCGUACCUCGGCAGAAUCCUCUCCCGACGACGAAAUCGCCUGCAGGAUUUCUAA